Ctenopharyngodon idella (grass carp) is the source of this 3132-nucleotide messenger RNA. It is a transcript of the gene elac2, whose product is annotated as elaC ribonuclease Z 2. The coding region runs from base 32 to 2578 and encodes 848 amino acids. Gene Ontology annotation, cellular component: mitochondrion. The record is from RefSeq and is a predicted model, not a curated record. Gene Ontology annotation, biological process: mitochondrial tRNA 3'-end processing. Lineage: Eukaryota; Metazoa; Chordata; Actinopteri; Cypriniformes; Xenocyprididae. Gene Ontology annotation, molecular function: 3'-tRNA processing endoribonuclease activity. The transcript has 25 exons.
UGUAGGCGUCAUUCCACCUAGUUCUAUUUCUAUGCGCGUCCAGACGUCAUCAUCACGCGUCGGAAGUGUUUCCAGCAUCAACACACAUGUAGCGCUACAGAGUGGAGAGACACUACCGCAGAGAUCAGCGACACUGAUGGACACACACACCUCCGGGAAGAGCAAACCUCUCAAAGACACGCGGCGGCAUGUGAAGACGAGGGACAACCGCAGGCAGGGCGAGCUGCACGGGCCCUCCACCGUCUAUGUGCAGGUAGCGGGCGCCGGGAGUCGAGAUAAUGGCGCCUCGCUGUAUGUCUUCUCCGAGUAUAACAGGUAUCUGUUUAACUGUGCUGAAGGAACACAGAGACUGAUGCAGGAACACAAAAUGAAAAUUGCUCGUUUGGACAACAUCUUUCUCACCAGAAUGAGCUGGGAGACGGUCGGCGGUUUAUCAGGGAUGAUCCUGACCCUCAAAGACACGGGAGUCCCUCAGUGUGUCCUGUCAGGACCGCCACAGCUGGAGAAAUAUUUACAGGCCAUACAAGUGUUUUCAGGACCGCUGGAAGACAUUAAACUUGCUGUCAGACCGUUUACUGAACCUCAAUAUAAAGACAACACGAUGACCGUCACUCAAGUUCCUCUCUUCUCUGAGUGUAAGGCCGAGGACGGCAGACGUUCCCCAGGCUCUGGAUGCAGCAGCAGUCCUAACAGCAGCCAGAAGGGACUGGAGGACAUGGAGGAGAGUCCGAGUCAGAACGCUGGCAGGAGAUCAGCGAGUCCAGAAGGCAAAGAAAAGAUCACUAGAGAUUCAUCUCUCGUGGUGGCUUAUGUUUGUAAGUUACACCCCAAGAAAGGGAACUUUCUAGUACUGAAAGCUAAAGAGAUGGGCCUGCCGGUAGGAACAGCAGCCAUUGGACCCAUAAUUGACGCUCUGAAAGCUGGGAAAACUGUCACACACGACGGAAAAGAGAUCCGGCCUGAGGAGCUGUGCACUCCAGCUGAUCCUGGACCUGUCUUCAUAGUGGUCGACUGUCCGUCAGAGGACUUCAUACAGCCGCUCUGCACCAAUCACGUCUUACAAAGGUAUCAGACUGGCGGAUCUGAGGACUCGGCAGCUCUCGUGGUUCACAUGACGCCAGAGGCAGUGCUGAACACGGAUCAGUACAAGAGCUGGAUGGAGAGGUUUCCCAGCAGCACGGAGCAUCUGGUGAUGAACGAGCAGACGUUCACGCCACACAACGCCCGCAGUCACAAAAUCCAGACGCAGCUCAACCUCAUCCAUCCGGAGAUCUUCCCUCAGCUCAAACUCUACAAAAGCAAAGAGCCGCAGGCUUCUCUAAACGUUCCCAACGUCAGAGCCGAAUGUCUGCUCAAGUUUCAGCUUCGGCCCAAACUGGAGUGGCAAAGAGAUGCCAUCCUGUCCUGCGACUCUGAGGAGUUUGUGAAGGAAGCAGCCGAAGUGCCAAACUUUCUGGAGGAAGUUGAGGAAUGCAGAAAGUUCCAGGUGGCUGCGUCCGUCUCCACGUCUGGUGAGAAGUUUCCUGAGAUCGUGUUUUUGGGCACCGGCUCGUCCCUGCCGAUGAAGAUCAGAAACGUCAGUGGAACUUUAGUGAACAUCAGCCCAUCUCAGUCGCUGCUGUUGGAUUGUGGGGAGGGAACGUUCGGCCAGUUGUGUCGUCAUUAUGGCAAUGAUGUGGAUGAAGUCCUCUCCAAACUCUCCACCAUCUUUGUGUCGCACCUGCACGCAGAUCAUCACACGGGUUUGAUUCAUUUAUUAUUGGAGCGAGAGAGAGCUCUGAUGAGUCUUGGAAAAGCGUUCAGCCCCGUGGAUCUGAUCGCACCCGUACAGAUCAUGAUGUGGUUGAACCAGUACCACGACCACUGCCAGCAGAUCCUCAGCCAGAUCAACAUCAUCCCAUCAAAGUUUUUGUGUGACGGUGCCGAGAUUCCCAAAGCCAAGACCAAAUCCUUCAUUCAGACUGUCCUGAAGAAGAAUGACCUGGUCAAGUUUCAGACGUGUUAUGUUCGUCACUGUAAGAACGCGUUUGCCUGCAGUUUGACGCAUCAGUCUGGCUGGCAGCUUGUGUUCUCUGGAGACACCAUGCCCUGCGAAGCCGUCGCCAAUAUGGGCAAGAAUGCAACACUUUUGAUUCAUGAAGCCACGCUGGAGGAUGGGAUGGAAGAAGAGGCGUUAGAGAAGAGACACAGCACCACGUCUCAGGCAAUUGGCAUGGGGAUGAAGAUGAACGCUGAAUUCAUCGUGUUAAAUCACUUCAGUCAACGGUAUGCUAAGAUCCCUCUCUUCAACGACGACUUCAACAGCAAAGUGGGCAUCUCGUUUGACCACAUGAGGAUUCGAUUUGGAGAUUUCCAGAUGCUUCCGCGGCUCAUUCGGCCUCUGAAGGCAUUGUUUGCAGAGGAGAUUGAAGAGAUGGAGGAGAGGAGAGAAAGGAGAGAGAUGAAGAAGAGCAUUGAGCCUCCAUCUAAUGGAGAGUCUGGAACAAGCCGCCAACUUGAAGAGACAAGCAGAGGUGCCAAGAGAGAGCAAGAUGACCUCAACCAAGAAGCAGCCGUCAAACGACUUAAGACAAACUGAUGGGCAACCAAUCAGGGUGAGGAUUAGAUCAGCUCAACCUAUCAGAAGACAGGCUGGGGAAAAACUAAACCAGUGGGCUUUAAAAUAUAUAUCAUAAAAUCCAUGUUGGGUCGAAGUCCAACUGGGUGAGAUUAAAGCAGCUGGAGAUUAAUUUGAGUUUCAAGCAUACUCAGAAAUACAGUGUAUCGGUUCCUGGCUGGGAACAGAACUGGAAUCUGUCCCGCUGCUAUUGAUUCUGCUUCCAGCUUGACCAUGGUGCCGGUGGGAAAGUACACUACCAUAGAUUUUUGAAAUGUUUGUCAUUUUAAUUUCAGCCUUCAGCACUGAAGAAAGACAUUAUUUUUUUGUUAUUUUCAUACAGUGAUGGAGUUAUGGAGAAUUCCACUUCAGUUUGAAUCGGGCUGUUUUUUUUUGUGAGUAAACUGAGUGCAGUGGUGUGUGAAAAAAGGCACUUGUACAUUUUUCUGUAUGUAAUUUUAUUUUAUGUCCAUGAAAUGGCUGAUCAGCUUAGGCUUUUCUAAUUAUUUUAGGGAAAUAAACAUAAACCUGGAUAA